UGACCUCGAUCAUAUAAUUUCACCAGUAACUUCUAUGAUGUAAUUUUGUUAGUGCACGCGAGGUCGGUUUAAGAACCCAAGAGUGUUUGGUGCUUAUUUUGGUCUCAGAUACAGUGAUUUCUAGGCCAAGCAACUUCAAAUAUGAAUUCCCUAGCGUUUUUGAUCACUCUCGUGUUUGGAUUUGAUAUGACUUGUGGACAAAAUGUGAAAUGCAGUACUAAACUUCAGACACACAUGGCGAAAGGUUCCUGGGGUGAGAUACCGGUUGUUCACAAAGACUACAAGGGAGCGACAGUUGUUGAUCCACCCUUACCAUUUAUGUCUCCAUUUGCUGCAACCACUGAACAGGAAAUAAACAAACAAAUAAACAGGGAGCUAUUUGCCAGUUACACGUAUUUAUCAAUGGCCAUGCACUUUAACCGUGAUGAUAUCAAUCUGCCUGGGUUUCACAAAUUCUUUAAGGAGGCCUCAGAAGAAGAACGCGAACAUGCCAUGAAGUUGAUGGAAUACCAAAACAAACGUGGAGGCCGCGUCUUGCUUCAUGGUAUAAUGAAACCUUGUGAAACGACAUGGGGAAACGGUCUGGAGGCCAUGAAACAUGCCCUGGUCUUAGAAAAAGACGUGUACCAGGCAUUGCUUGAUCUGCACAAUACAGCUUCGAGGAACGAAGAUCCACAGGCUUAUCACUUCGAUCGUGAUGAUGUAGCUUUGCCCGGAUUCCACAAGUUCAUGCUAAAACAGUCAGAUGAGGAACGCGAACACGCCCAGAAGUUGAUGGCCUAUCAGAAUAUGCGGGGAGGACGUAUUGUGUGGAAAGACAUCAAGAAGCCAGAGAAAUUUGAAUGGGGAACCGGCUUAGAGGCAAUGCAAGCAGCCCUGGAUCUGGAGAAACAUGUUAAUGAAUCCCUACUGGACUUGCACAAAGUGGCAGAUAAGAAUGGCGAUCCUCAGAUGAUGGACUUCCUUGAGGGCGAGUUCCUUAAGGAGCAAGUGGAAUCCAUCAAGCAGUUCUCUGACUUUGUCAAAAACUUGACUCGUGUUGGUCCAGGGCUGGGCGAGUACCAGUUCGAUAAGCUAACCCUGGGUGAUGAUGACUAGAGGCUGUCAGCAACAUUCCUCUCCAACCAGAUGGGCUGUAGACGUUAAAUUACUCAAACUGGAUUUGCCUUUUCUGUUAACUUUUUUCCUUUAUUUUUAAUUUUUUUUUGCCUUUAUUUGGCUUUUUUUUUGUUUUGUUUUUGUUUUGUUUUUUUUUCUGUUGUUUUGCAUUUUUUUUAGUUUUUUUCUUGGUCAACGUGUGCAAGAAAACUCUUGUCAAUGAUAAAAGUUCUACCCACAUGUUUGUCAAAGGUUGGACAUUAAAGAGGAGUAUAGUCUUA
Messenger RNA from Pocillopora verrucosa, 1379 nucleotides. RefSeq lists its product as uncharacterized. Gene Ontology annotation, cellular component: cytoplasm. Gene Ontology annotation, biological process: iron ion transport; intracellular iron ion homeostasis. The record is from RefSeq and is a predicted model, not a curated record. NCBI's taxonomy places the organism in Eukaryota, Metazoa, Cnidaria, Anthozoa, Scleractinia, Pocilloporidae. Gene Ontology annotation, molecular function: ferrous iron binding; ferric iron binding.